AUGGCAGAACAGCUUCUCUUCGGAACUGCCGACAGAAUCAUCGAGACUUUGGGCUCGCUGGCCGCCAAAGAGUUCAGGCUACUCUGGGGCGUGGGAGAUGAGAUUGAAAGCCUGAGGAACACCGUUUCGGCAAUCAAAGCCGUGCUUCUGGAUGCGGAGAAGAAACAGGCUGCCGGGAACCAUGCGGUCGGAGAUUGGCUCGGAAAGCUAAACGACGCCAUUUAUGAUGCGGAUGACUUGCUGGAUGCUAUUUCCACUGAAGCUCUGCGAAGGGAAGUGAGUACCCUGGGGAAGAAAGCAAAGCAGGUACGCAUUUUCUUUUCCGAAUCAAACCAGCUCGCCUUUCGUCUUAGAAUGGGGCUUAAGAUUAACGCGAUUGGAAAGAGGUUAGACGCCAUCGACGCCGAUAGGGGGAGAUUUCACUUGGAGGAACGCCAUGUGGAGACACGAGUGGGUUGCAAGGAGAGGGAUAACACCCAUUCUCUUGUGCGUGCGGAAGCAGUUAUUGGUCGGGAGGAUGAUAAGAAGGAGUGUCUGAUGGACUCAAAUUUUGAAGAGAAUGCUUCAGUCCUUUCAAUUGUUGGAAUCGGUGGACUAGGAAAGACUACUCAACUCAUAUUCAAUGAUGAGCGAAUCGAAAAUCAUUUUGAGCUGAAAAUGUGGGUGUGUGUCUCUUAUAACUUCCAUGUUAAAGAUAUUGUUGAAAAAAUCUUAGAAUGUGCAACAAACAUGAAACAACCAACUGUUGAAAUGAAUACACUGGUAAGAUAUUUUGGAAAAGUAAUCGAUGGAAAGAAAUACUUACUCGUGUCGGAUGAUGUGUGGAAUGAGGAUCAUGAAAAAUGGUGUCGCUUGAAAGAAGUGCUGAUGGGUGGUGCUAGAGGCAGUAGAAUAUUAGUGACUACUCGCAAUGAAAGCGUUGCAAGGAUUGCCGAGACAGUUCAAUCAUAUUCCUUGAGUGGUUUAGACGAAGACGCGUCAUGGUCUUUAUUUAAGCAAAUGGCGUUUGGGAAAGGAAAAGAACCGGAGAAUUUGAGCAUCAUAACACUUGGGAGGGAGAUCCUAGAAAAGUGUUUAGUGUCCCUCUGGCCAUAA
This is a messenger RNA of Corylus avellana, 1095 nucleotides long. The record is from RefSeq and is a predicted model, not a curated record. Lineage: Eukaryota; Viridiplantae; Streptophyta; Magnoliopsida; Fagales; Betulaceae.